UAUAUCAUCCGAUUCAUCUCCAGAAAAUGAUCAAGAUUUAAAAUUACCGGAAGUUGAAGUAAAUACAUCUACCGAAGAUACUGAGGAUGAAGACGAUAAUAAGGAAUCUUUCGAUGAUAAUAACUCUGAGAAUGAGGGUUCCUUCAAUAACAACGAAGAUGAUGGAGGGUUCUGUGAACAUCGUUAUUCAAUUCGCAUAUAUUAA
This is a messenger RNA of Racocetra persica, 205 nucleotides long. The record is from the annotation of a GenBank genome assembly. NCBI's taxonomy places the organism in Eukaryota, Fungi, Glomeromycota, Glomeromycetes, Diversisporales, Gigasporaceae.